AUGGGGAAUAAGCAGACGAUCUUCACGGCGCAGCAGCUUGAUGCGUAUCAGGACUGCACAUUCUUCACAAGGAAGGAAAUUCUAAGACUAUUCGACCGUUAUCGAGACUUGGCACCACAGCUCGUUCCUCUCGACUACACAGACCAGCCAGAUGUGAGGCUACCAUACGAGCUCAUUGGCAGCAUGCCAGAACUGAAGGACAACCCGUUCCGCCAGAGGAUCGCUGAGGUUUUCUCGGAGGACGGAGAAGGAAACAUGACCCUGGAUGACUUCCUGGAUAUGUUCUCUGUGCUGAGUGAGAUGGCUCCACGAGAUCUGAAGGCCUACUAUGCAUUUAAAAUCUACGACUUCAACAAUGAUGACUUCCUGUGUAAGUCUGACCUGGAGAAGACGCUGAACAAGCUGACGCGGAAUGAGCUAACGGAGGACGAGGUCAGGAUGGUAUGUGAGAAGGUGAUCGACGAGGCCGACCUGGACAACGAUGGACGUCUCUCACUGGAGGACUUCCAGCACAUGAUCGUCCGUGCUCCAGACUUCCUCAGCACCUUCCAUAUAAGGAUAUGA
Messenger RNA from Oncorhynchus mykiss (rainbow trout), 564 nucleotides. RefSeq names its product calcium and integrin binding family member 3 (gene cib3). The record is from RefSeq and is a predicted model, not a curated record. Gene Ontology annotation, molecular function: magnesium ion binding; calcium ion binding. Gene Ontology annotation, biological process: calcium ion homeostasis. Lineage: Eukaryota; Metazoa; Chordata; Actinopteri; Salmoniformes; Salmonidae.